UCAUUUUUCCUCCCAAACCGGGUAUAAAUAGUGCCGCGAACCUCCACCAACUCAGUCAAGUGUUCGUUCUCCUCCAACGACAACAAUGGCAUUCCAAAAGUUAUCUCUGAUCCUGCUUCUGGCCUGCGUCAGCCUGAUCUCCGCCAGCGCCGUCGACAAAGAAGAGGAGCUCUACAUCAUCCGAAGCGCCCCUUCAGGUUUGGUACUCGACGCCGACGACCCCAUGCAGAUCAAAAUCCAGCACUACACCGGCCAGAGGUCCCAGCUGUUCAAAUUCGUCCGUGGAAGGGUCGCUGGGUUGUUCCACAUCGUCAACAACGACACAGGGAGCGUUCUGGACUUCGCCAAGACCGAAGAGAGAUACACCAAGGUGGUACUGGGUGAUAAGGAAGACACUUUGCACCAACAGUGGUACCUGAACUCCAACGGACGUAUUGCUAAUGCUGAAGCCCACUACAACAUCGAUGUUAAGGAUGCUAAUUACAAACCAGGAAACCCUGUGGGAAUUUGGUACAACAAUAACUCUCCAGCUCAGCAGUUCAUUUUGCAGAAGCAGUCCAAGAGUUACGGAAAACCUUCCAGUGAAGAUCCAGACAACAUGAGCUCCCCCCAAAAUUAAUAAUUAAAAUGUAAUUUUGUUUGAUUGGUUUCUAAUAAACUUUGAGCAUUA
This is a messenger RNA of Zophobas morio, 670 nucleotides long. RefSeq lists its product as uncharacterized. The coding region runs from base 86 to 619 and encodes 177 amino acids. The record is from RefSeq and is a predicted model, not a curated record. The transcript has 3 exons. NCBI's taxonomy places the organism in Eukaryota, Metazoa, Arthropoda, Insecta, Coleoptera, Tenebrionidae.